AUGAGUAAUGACAUGAUUUCGUUCUCUCUUGUAAUUCUGAAGCAGCUGCCCUCAUUCUUCUUGUCACAUUUCACGGAACACAGACUACUUGUAUCCUUUCAAGCAUCAGGAGGAUGUGCAACUGCAGUCCACUGCACAAACAACUUUGAUGAACACAACUAUGCCAUCAAGAAGAUUUCUAUUGGUGAAGUGUUUGUAGAUGACCCUAACUCACAAACUAGCUACCAGCCAUGCAUGUCUGAUAAGGCAUUCUUUGUUUUGGUUCAGUCCUGGACUGAAAGCAAAUACUGUGGUUUGGUUGAUGAAGGUCGAGACAUGGGUCUAGUAGAAAUAAACAAUUCAUGCUUGUACAUCCAACUGGAACUGUGUGACAGAGCAUUGAAAACAAAACUAGUGCUAGGUGAAGACUGCAAGGAAAACUGGAUGACCAGAGAGGACUGUGGAAAGACUUUUCGAGAUGUUGUGCAUGGUCUGGAAUAUAUCCAUGGUAAAAGUAUAAUGCAUGGAGACAUUUCCACAGCCAAUAUCCUUUACCGUGAUGGUGUAGCCAAAAUCACUGAUUUUGGACUAGGUAAAGAAGAUGACAAAGAUGACUUGGCAACAUAUUCAGCUUACCAUACACCUGAGAGGAUGAAUGACGAUGCAAGGGCAAAGCCAGAUUGCAAGGCAGACAUCUUCAGCCUAGGGAUUAUACUGUUUGAGAUGCUCCAACCUUUCACAACAUAUGUAAAAGAUUUAAUUGCUAAGUUCCAUUUCGAGUACGAAAUCUUUAAUUGCUUCGAAUAUCUCAAAAUGUAA
This is a messenger RNA of Rosa rugosa (rugosa rose), 798 nucleotides long. RefSeq names its product eIF-2-alpha kinase GCN2-like. The transcript has 5 exons. NCBI's taxonomy places the organism in Eukaryota, Viridiplantae, Streptophyta, Magnoliopsida, Rosales, Rosaceae. Gene Ontology annotation, molecular function: ATP binding; eukaryotic translation initiation factor 2alpha kinase activity. Gene Ontology annotation, biological process: protein phosphorylation. Bases 1 to 798 code for a protein of 265 amino acids. The record is from RefSeq and is a predicted model, not a curated record. Gene Ontology annotation, cellular component: cytosol.